Messenger RNA from Papilio machaon (common yellow swallowtail), 2981 nucleotides. It is a transcript of the gene GckIII, whose product is annotated as serine/threonine-protein kinase 26. The record is from RefSeq and is a predicted model, not a curated record. Gene Ontology annotation, biological process: protein phosphorylation. Lineage: Eukaryota; Metazoa; Arthropoda; Insecta; Lepidoptera; Papilionidae. Bases 656 to 2608 code for a protein of 650 amino acids. The transcript is spliced from 12 exons. Gene Ontology annotation, molecular function: protein kinase activity; ATP binding.
CAAACUCACACGCCGUCCAUCAUGAUGGAUUAGACGUCGGGAGUGAUUUCUCUUGUGGCGCUCGGUCGACUGGAACCGAGCCGCGCACGGUUACCGCCGGAUACCGAUAUCCAGUGUCGUUAACUGGCGAAGCGCGCCUGUAGAACUAUCGGCUGAUCGCUCCAGUUCUAUCAUAUUUCUCGUGACGUACUCUAUGUUCCGCUAUUGUCGCCAUUUACGGUUUUCUAAACGGGCUCACCUUUUUUACGAAUUCGUUGACUGAAAUUUUAUUCACAAGUAAAUCGGCAUAGCUAAAUAACGUCAAGUUCAUUAGCGACCUUAUACGUCGUAACAAUCGUCCGUCAAACAUAAAUUAUUCCUCGCGCGUCGCAUAUGCAUCCGGCGAUGUUCGCUUUCCAAGUGUUUGUUACGAAGCGAUUGUUUCCUCGCAAGCAGUCGGUCGAAUCGCACGCCUUAGAUUGGUAGCUUGGGCCGUGCGUUAUCGUUAUUUCAAGUAAUAAAAGUCGAUGAUCAGCUAAUUAUCACUAUUAGGUUGAUAAGGUUGUUUGUGAAACUCGUGGAAUGCUAAAUUGCGUUAGUAGUGCGAUAGUCGUCGGUGCGAUGGUCGAUCGGAGGUGAUGCUCCGUGCGAACGAGUGUAAAAGUGCUUUAGUAUUAUGUGGGGUGCUGCAGUGUCCAAUCCUCCGCAUUACCAUUAUGUGCAAGGACCUAAUGGUGUGGGGCCACAGCGAGGACCGGCCGGGCCUGUACUGUCGGGGCCUGGCGUGAAACAUUUGCGACCGCAGUCCUCGUACUCGCUGCCACAUGGCGCCAAUGGGCCCACGCGCUGGAGUUGGUCGGGUAGCAAUGCUUCCUCGUUCGAUCGGCGGCAGGCGAAGGUACCGCCGCAGCCGGCGCGCCCCGCUCCCUCGCGCCCCUCACAUGUCAGAAAUAAUUCUACAUAUAAGGUCGACCCUGAGCUGAUCUUCACGAAACAAGAGAAGAUCGGCAAGGGUUCCUUCGGCGAGGUGUUCAAAGGCGUCGACAAUAGGACUCAACAAGUAGUCGCUAUCAAGAUCAUCGACCUCGAAGAAGCUGAAGAUGAGAUCGAGGAUAUACAGCAGGAGAUCAUGGUGCUGUCGCAAUGUGACAGUCCCUAUGUCACAAAAUAUUAUGGAUCAUACUUAAAGGGAACAAAGCUAUGGAUAAUAAUGGAAUACCUGGGGGGUGGGUCGGCGCUGGACCUGAUGAAGGCGGGCAACUUCGAGGAGAUGCAUAUCGCGGUGAUCCUGCGCGAGGUGCUACGCGGUCUCGACUAUCUUCACUCAGAGCGCAAACUGCAUCGCGACAUCAAAGCUGCCAACGUACUGCUCAGCGAGAUGGGCGACGUCAAGCUCGCUGACUUUGGUGUGGCGGGUCAGCUGACGAACACGACGAGCAAGCGCAACACAUUUGUUGGCACUCCUUUCUGGAUGGCGCCCGAGGUGAUCAAGCAGUCAUGUUACGACAGUAAGGCGGACAUCUGGUCGCUGGGCAUCACUGCCAUCGAACUCGCAAAGGGGGAGCCCCCCAACUCGGAGCUGCACCCUAUGCGUGUCCUCUUCCUCAUACCCAAGAACAACCCCCCACAACUCACGGGCUCCUACUCGAAGCCUUUCAAAGAGUUUGUUGAAGCAUGUUUGAACAAGGACCCCGAAAAUAGGCCGACGGCGAAGGAAUUGCUAAAGUUCCAGUUCAUCCGGAAGGCGAAGAAGAACUCUUACCUCAUGGACCUGAUCGACAGGUACAAGAAAUGGAAAGCGCAGCGCAGCGAGGAGAGCGAGACGGAGUCGGAGAAUUCGGACUCUGAGGAGUGCAGUAGAGGCGACAGUGAAGCGGACGAGCCGUGGAUAAUGACGGUGCGGGGCGGCGCCGGCGCGCGCUCGCUCUUGUCUGCCGCCGAGCGUCGCGACACGCGCGACCGAGACCGCGACCGCGACCGCGACCGCGACACAGAUCGCGACCGAGAACGCAAUCGCGAACGCGACCACGACCGGGAGCGCGACCGCGACAGGCGCGACGACACCGUUCUGCCAUCGCCUACAUCACCCUCGGUGACGAAGCAGAAUGGUUCGCUGAGUGUACGUGACGACACGCCGCCGACAGAGCUCGCGCCGCAACACAAGCCCGCCCUCAACAACAACACGCCCGACAAACAGACGAGCCGACAAUCUCCAAUAGUGCAGACGUCCAUAGAACAAAGAAAUUCAAAAGAUAGAGAAAGAGAUAGGGGAGAUAGAGAAGAUAGGAAAGAGAGGCAAGAACACACAGCGUCAAACCGCGACGGCAUAGUUAAUAAUAAAGCUGCUUCCCCUCUGGACCACAGAGGAGUGAACAGCGAGGAGAGCAAGGUGCGGCGACAUGCGUAUCUGCAGCAACUCAUAUACCCGCUUCUCAAUGAGCUGAGCCGCAAGCACGGUCCGAGCAGUGCUGCAGCAGUGGAGGAAGUGCGGCGAGCCUUCGAGCUGGCUGAGCGCAGCGCGCCGCAUCUCACACGAGCCUUCGUGCAACAGGUGGUGCAGAGGGUGGCGACACAAUCGCACCAACCCUCCACACCCUCACACAACACUUCACAACACUGGAUGUCGUAGGGACCCAUAAAAUAUGGGGCAGCAAUUUGCCUCCCGGCCCCGGCCCCGGCCCCUUGGCCCCAAGCUCAGGCCUCGGCCCCACCCGCAGCUCGGACUGACCGAUACUAAUACUACAAAUUAAAGUUAGAAGAAACCUUUAUGAUAGCAACAACAGCAACUAUAUAUAAUGUCUUACAUGGCUUUAAAUUAGAUGUAGACGAAUACUGAAUGAGAUGUUCUCUUAAUAUUAACUCUAGUUCCAAAUGAGAUGUGAACUGAGGCCUUCAACUGCCUUAUACUGCCCUAAAUGUACCAACAAACAGUUUACUGACAUCUCUUUCUAUAUAUACAUUUAAAUCUUUGCACUGUCCAAUGUUUGAUCUUUUUUUUUAUA